This is a messenger RNA of Hyposmocoma kahamanoa, 2751 nucleotides long. RefSeq lists its product as uncharacterized. The coding region runs from base 1 to 2610 and encodes 869 amino acids. Lineage: Eukaryota; Metazoa; Arthropoda; Insecta; Lepidoptera; Cosmopterigidae. The transcript is spliced from 17 exons. The record is from RefSeq and is a predicted model, not a curated record.
AUGGCGACACGAACGAAUCAGCAGGGGACUAAAAAGAAUCCGGAUUUCAAUCCAUACAAUAUAACACCCGAAAGUGCUCAUACUGCUGUUCUAUUACUGGAAUCCAAAGAACCUGAGAUACUAUGUCACACUCUCCGAGCUAUCACAAAGUUCGCUGCACAAGACAAAACGGACACAACAAAUCGCGAAGUUCUGUUUAACCUGGACGCGAUAAAAUACAUCCUGCAGCAUAUAGAUCAUCCUGAGCUGACUAUCAAACGAUUCGCGCUCAAGGCUUUAGCUCAGCUUUGCCAAUUGCCACGUGGUCCUGAUCAGGUUUUGAGCGAUCCUGUAAAUUUGAGAAGAAUUGCUUUCUUGCUUAGUAAGAUGGAAGAUGUUUUUGUAUUGGAAUUUGCAUCACUGGUACUAGCAGAACUAACGACGGGAGCAAAUGGAAGCGCACAGUUGGUCGAUGCUAACAUUCUAGGGGUUCUCUUUAGCAGAAUGAAAAACUCCCCAGACCCUGAUGUCCAGAAAAAUUGUUUACAGACAUUCAGCAACCUUCUAGCGUACCCACAGUGUGUGUCAGAAGUAACUAAGAACCCUCAGUUCAGUUGGCCGUCCAUCCUAGCGCUCAUGCAGAGCAAAUUUUUAGCCCUACAACACGCAGCCAUCACCACUGUAGAGCAACUUGUGUCCAGAUUUGACGAUCUGGCGGUUCAGAAAACAUUUAAGGCUUCCACUGGAGUUUUGGAUCUUUGCGACAUCCUGGAGUCCUACGAAUUCCGCGACGUGCACGCCCAAAUCCUCGGGGUGCUUCACACUUACGUGGGGACAGAGGACAAUACGACUCAUGUGUAUCAGUCAGGGUGCAUACUGAGAUUGCUGUCAUACCUUGAAAUGGCGUUGCCGGCUAUGAAGCCCCUCUGCCUUGCUGUUCUUACUAAAAUGUCUUAUUUUGUUGAAGGAAGAAAUGCUCUGUUCGAGACAGGUACAGAUCUGGUAUUCUGCCGGCUGUUGCCUACAGCUAACACGGACUUAUUAGAAGACUCAGCAAUGGGGGUAGCUAAUAUGACCAAGCUCAUGCCGUCAGCCGUUCGCAUGGCUGAUACUAAUAUAAUUCAGGCGCUUUGCACGAUCCUCUCUGACGACACAACGGCAUGGUUCAACGUGCGUAUGAACGUGCUUCUCGCUCUCGCUGAGUUAUGUAGGAUCAUCCCCAAGGCGGCUUUCAGUGCUGUCGAGCACAAAACCUUCUCUUCUUUAAGGGACAUCAAUCGAAAUUACAAAAUGAACCCGAUCGAGGCGCAGCACCUAGCUGUCCAGUGCUACCUAAACCUGCUCAGUUAUCACGUUAGUACCAAGGCUAUGCUCACUGGAGACUUCAUCAAAGAGCUUAUUUCCAUUUUGCAGAGACCGCACAUUAAUCUGAAGAUAAUGACGACGAAUGUGCUCACAGGACUAAUGGCCGAGGAAAUUGCCAAAUACCUGUUUAAUGAUCGGAGAGGCGAAGAGACGGUGGACACGAAUUUGAGAAUUGAGCACGUAGGCUUGCAGACGGCGUUAUGCAACCUCAUCAUAGCCAGUGUCACUGAUGAAGGAGCUGAUGAGUAUCUAGCACUUGGCACUAUUCAUUUCAUGGUGGAGAACAAGGAAGCUCGCUAUAAAGUCAAAGUGUGGGAGCCCGCGCUUGAGGCGAUUUUUCGACAUCACCCCUCUGCAAAACUGGCGUACGCCGGACGGCUUGAUAUCAACGAUUUUACUGCGGAAGGUUUUUACGUACAAAAGCGCCUUGACGACUUUUUUCCAACAAUGGCGGAGAUCGUCCAAACGCCCCCUCCACACCGACAACCGGUGUUCGUAAUUCUGUUCUAUCCCCCGCCGUUGCAGCCCCCUUCAGGCUGUGAUAUUCGCACCCCACAUAACGGGUCAACAUCGCAUUAUGAGCUGGCAGCGACGUCGUCAGGGCGAAUUCGCUUCCCGCCUGUGCCCGACGACGUCAAUCUGCGCACUUAUUUGAUGCGCCUCAAGCUGUGGUUUGGAGAUCCAGCAAAAUCUUUGCACUACAUCGAAAUUCAAGACUCCGUUUUCGAAGUCAGACAACGAGACAAAUGCGCAGAAGUGUCGUCGUCUCUAAAAGAGUGCGCUAAGGUGCUGGCUGAUUACGUGUGUGAACAGAUGAGUGGGCUGGCACAGGAAAGAGAUUGCUCCAUGCCCGGCGUUAACUUACACUUGGCAGAUUUGAUGAUGGAUCUGAACUCACGUGUAAUUGGUCUGGGCUGGGUCCGCGUAGGCGGUGCAUUGGAGCGAGCGCUUCUUUACAAGGUACUCGCUGACCGCAUCGGCCUACCCUGUGCCCUCUACAGAGUGUCCAGCGCACACGCUUGGUGUGAGGUCGCUGUGCCUGACUUGCCUACGGAGGAGCUAGAAGAGCACACCGUAAAGCAAUACCCAGCGGGUCUUCUUCGUCCGAAUUACGUAGUGGAUCUCACAUUACAGCAAGGCAAAUUGCACCCUGUUGGCAGUGUCGAAGCCCGCAGGAUAACAGGACCGAAAUGCGCACCAUUGUACUUAGUUCGACAACCACCGCGUAUCUGUGUUUGUGAACACAAUGAAAAUAAUCAUUUAUAAUCAUAAAUUUCUCUAUACCUAUAUUUUCUAUUUAAUAUAUUCACAAUCAAUAGAAUCAAGUGGCUUAUGUCACACUCAUCGAGUAUAUAACCAGAAAUAGAGACGUCAUUACUGUGACAACUGCGCUCCGAUUGGCCAGCC